Messenger RNA from Hippoglossus stenolepis (Pacific halibut), 2529 nucleotides. It is a transcript of the gene hyal2a, whose product is annotated as hyaluronidase 2a. The record is from RefSeq and is a predicted model, not a curated record. Lineage: Eukaryota; Metazoa; Chordata; Actinopteri; Pleuronectiformes; Pleuronectidae. Bases 391 to 1803 code for a protein of 470 amino acids. The transcript is spliced from 4 exons. Gene Ontology annotation, molecular function: hyalurononglucosaminidase activity; hyaluronoglucuronidase activity. Gene Ontology annotation, biological process: carbohydrate metabolic process; hyaluronan catabolic process.
ACAACCUCGCAGGGGGUAAGUUCACUUUCCUCACUGGCAGCAGGACGGUGCGGGGACUAGGAGACGCGAAGCCGCCACACAUGUGUUUGUGAAACAGCUUCCUCGUUUGUCUCCGUCCCUUUCUCCUCAAAACAAUGCUCCCACUGGUUUCCUCCUGGUGGUUGUGAGGCAGCUCCGAAGACGCGUCUCGGAGAAGCAGACUCCUGUGUGUGUUCGUUCUUUGGGAAUGGUUCCUCAGCCUGGGGGUGAAGGUAAGAGAGGGGGAGGCUGCUGUCAUUUCUCUUUUACUGGACUUCACUCGUCUUUGUACUCAUUCAUCGCUUUCGACGACAGUUCCUCUGAGGCCGAGCAGAGAGUGACGGUCCUUUCUGUCGAUCCACAUCUGAAGACAUGUUGUACUGGACUUUGUGUGACUGGAAAGUAUGGCUGCUUAUUGUCCUGCUGUGGGACUGCCUCUGUGCUCUGGGACUGAAACCCACGCAAUGGCCGCUGUAUUCCCAAAAGCCUUUGCUCCUCGCCUGGAAUGCCCCGACUGAGGACUGUGCCCCACGGCAUGACAUUCAUUUCCAGUUGGGCCAGUUCCAGAUCGUGGCCUCACCCAAUGAGGCUUUUGUCAAACAGAACCUCACCAUCUUCUAUAAGAACCGCUUGGGCUUGUACCCCUACUACGAGCCGGAUAAAACGGCGGUGAACGGGGGGCUGCCACAGAUGGCCAGUCUCACGCAGCACCUGGAGAAGAUGCCAGAUAGUGUGCAGAAGUAUAUACGUGAGCCAGAGGCCAAAGGUCUGGCCGUUAUUGACUGGGAGGAGUGGCGCCCACUCUGGAUACGCAACUGGGAAACCAAAGACAUUUACCGCAGACAUUCUCGUGAGAUGGUGCGCCAGAAGAACCCAACAUGGCCUCCGGAGCAGGUGUCAAAAGUAGCCCAGCAGGAGUUUGAAAUCUCUGCCAGGAAGUUCAUGCUGGAGACGCUGAAGCAAGCUAAGAACCUGAGACCCAACCAGCUGUGGGGGUUCUACCUGUUCCCCGACUGCUACAACCACGACUACAGACACACUGUGGAGAACUACACCGGCCGCUGCCCUGAUGUGGAGGUGGCCCGCAACGAGCAGCUGAAAUGGCUGUGGACCGAGAGCACCGCCCUCUUCCCAUCCAUCUACAUGGGCACUGUGCUGCGCUCCUCUUCCUCCGGACGUCAGUUCGUCCGGAACAGAGUGAGGGAGGGGAUGCGUUUGGCAUCAUCAGGCGAUGGGUUGGCGCGUCCUGUCUUUGUGUACACGCAGCCCACCUACACCAACUCUCUGGAGCAGCUGACAGAGACUGACCUGGUCUCCACCAUCGGGGAGAGCGUGGCUCUGGGAGCAGCUGGAAUCAUCCUGUGGGGAGAUGCAGGUUAUGCAAGCAGCAAAACCAGCUGUUCCAACCUUGAGGCGUAUCUCCGAGGGCCGCUGAGUCAAUACCUCCUCAACGUCUCCACAGCAGCAGAGCUAUGCAGCCAGACCUUGUGUGGUUCACACGGCCGCUGUUUGCGCAAAAACCCAAACAGCGAUGUUUACUUGCACCUGAACCCCCUCACCCACAGCAUCAGCAGGCCGAACGACAAACCGACAGUGACGGGUGAGCUUGGCGAAGCCGAGGUGACGAGGUUCCAAACUGAGUUUCAGUGCCAGUGCUUCAGCGGCUACCAGGGGGAGGGCUGCGAUCAGACGGACCCCCUGCACCAGAGAGGGGGGGCGGCUCCAACCAUGGCUUCAGCGCUGCAAUGUGUGAUCUUACUGAUUAUUUCUCUGCUCCUCUGUUAAAGCACCAUAAACAGUAGACAGCCGCAUCGUGUGUGUCAAAAUAUCAGAGCGGAGGGGUGUCAUUUUCUUUUCUUGGAAUUGCUGUAAAAAAUAUGGAUGACACAAAGUGAAACUUCAUAAGAAACACUGUGGAAAUUUCAAAGUUACAUUUGUUUAUAACUUUUAAUCUUUUAAAAACAAUAGAGGGCUCGCUGGAAAUGACCUUGUUUACAUUUUGCUCUCGGUUUCCUCUCGGUCACUGUUUUCCAAGGUGUCAAAUUCCAUGUUUCUCAUAGGGAGCACGUCUGCGGAGGAAAUGUGGUGAAUGAGUCGGCGUAUGUCGGCCGCUGUGUGGUGAAAGUGGAAUUGAUGCACUUAAAUCUGGUGAUCGCACAAUAUGAUUUGAAGUGCCUGAUCUUUUUCAACACGACCUCUCUCAUGACCUUUUUCUAAUGGCGGCAAUUAAAGUGUUACUAUUUAUUUGAAUGUAUUUUUUAGGUGUUUUAUAUGAUAUUUUCUGAUUUUUAUGUCCAAAACAUGACUACUAGUAGUUUUCUCUUAAAAUACUACAUGACUCCAUUGAUGCUCAAAAGCAGCUAUUUGAUUUCAGAAGCACAAACAUUAAGAGACAUUUUUCUGACACUUUGUUAUGUUCCACAGUUUUACUGACAUUAUCACCUCUGUCUUCAUGCUGUUUUCUCAAAUUUGACUUUUUUUCAAAGUAAAUAAACUUCUUUGUUAAACUUA